CGCGCCCCGCCGGGGGAGCGGCGGGAGAAGGGAGGGGCGGCGGGGAGCGAACAUGGCGCGGCCGUGGUCACCUCUGCCAUGUGCUCACCCGCCCCGGGCUGCCCGGGGACCGCCGCUCCUCUGGACAGAUUCCUUCCGUCCUGGGCCGCUGCUGGCUGCAGGGAGGGAACAAAGGAGGGAUGGCGGGAGGGAGGGAGGCAGGCGGAAGAGGAGCACACGCCAUCCCAUUCCAUGAGUCUGAGUGGCGGCGCGGUCCCGCCUCCCCCGCCCUCCGUCCCUUGGGAGCAGCGAGCACCGGGCCAGGGCGGCUGCGGCUGCUGCUCGGAGCUCGCUCUGCCCCGUCCCGACCGCGUGGCGCCAGAGCCUGCGGGCCUGCAGGGGAUGCUGCUGGGGGAGGUCCCCGCUGCCCAGCAAAGUGGGGACCAGCCUCCAAAUGCGUGUCUCGAACUGUGGUUCUGAAACGUCUUACUCAUUGCUCAGGAUUGUACCCCCAGUCCUGGGAGAAGGCUGCAAAUUCUGAGACCGAUCUCAGAUUCUGAGUAGACAAAAGACAAAGGAAGAAGCCAAAACAUGCUUCCCAAUGAAACUGAGAUUAUUUUCUGUAGCUCUAAUGGUACUUCAGGCAACUACUUAAAAUUGAGCCUUGCCUUAAUUCACGAGUGAGAUUCCACGUGAUAAUGGCACCUUUGGUACAACCUUAUUUCGCCCAGAAAGCUGCCGUUAAUCCUCCUAAGCAGAAGAAAUUGUUGUGUUGUUUGACGGUCUCUGAGUUACAACUGUUCCCAUUUAACUACCACUUUUUCAAUUUCUAGAUUAAGUGGCUAUGCUUGUGGGAUAGAGAAAAACUUGCCAUGGUCUGAAGGAAAAGGUUGAUUGUAUCUUUUUCCUAUAUGAAAAUGGCAGAACAACC
This is a messenger RNA of Lonchura striata (white-rumped munia), 910 nucleotides long. NCBI's taxonomy places the organism in Eukaryota, Metazoa, Chordata, Aves, Passeriformes, Estrildidae. The record is from RefSeq and is a predicted model, not a curated record.